Drosophila obscura is the source of this 2308-nucleotide messenger RNA. RefSeq lists its product as uncharacterized. The transcript has 3 exons. The coding region runs from base 1064 to 2134 and encodes 356 amino acids. NCBI's taxonomy places the organism in Eukaryota, Metazoa, Arthropoda, Insecta, Diptera, Drosophilidae. The record is from RefSeq and is a predicted model, not a curated record.
UAAGUUUUAGUUUCAAAUCUAUCCGUUGAGGUUGAAUGUACCGUAUAGUUCACAGCACAGACUAAAUAUACGGAAAAAAUUGUUUAUUUUGUAGAAAAAAAACUUGAUGGAGUAAAUUUGAUUGACUUCAGUCCUAACUUUAUAUUUGUAAUCACCUACAAACCGUUUUUGCGGCUUAGUAAAAUGAAUCCGGCAGAAAAAAAUUAUGUGGAUAUUCCACUUGAGGAGCUGUCCUCCACUUCUCCAAAAAAGAUAGCAGUUGUCGUGCCGACCAAGGAGAUGCAGGACAAGCAAUUGAAUGAACAAGAUAAAGAUCGCCAGGCCAAACAGAACAAGGUAGAUAAUGAUCAAGACGAAGGUCUCCAGCUCACGGAUGGUCAAGACAAGACAGAUAUUCUUCAGGAUCUAAGCGAGAGUUCCACGGACACAAAACCGGUGGAUACUCCGGCCAAGGAGAUGCAGAAGGAGCAUAGCAAGGGAGAAGGUAGUGUUCCAGCUGAAGAUCGUAAAACUUUAAAUUUUGAAUUCAAUGACUCAAUACCUCUUGGCUUGAAUGCUCAACCACCAGAAGAGGCAUCCCCACAAAUUCCAAAUCAGAUAAAAAUUGUUUUUUCGUUAGAAAUGAUGAAGCAGAUCCAAUUAGAGUUUAAGAAAAUGCAUUCCAAGCUGAAGAAACUCAGAAAAGUGGACCAAGAUGAUAAUUCCCAGUCGGCAAAGAGUGGCUGUUGCUGCAAUUGCCACCGUUUGGAUAAAGAUGUUGGUGAUCCUUCUUGGAAACCGGUCAAUGGCAAGCCUCAAACUAAAGAAGAUGUCCAGAACAUCAAGGAUCGCCAGUACAAGGGGGCCGCGUUUGACUUUUGGAAGUCUUGCAAGCCAAAGAAAAAAGUCAUCUCCACUCUGAUCAAAUCGCGCUUGGCACCCAAGCUCAAAUUGUCGGAUGUUCGUAAGCUAAUAGCAGGGUCAGAGGGUAUAUUUCAUCAAUAAAUCCGGGGUCACACUAAAAAGAAAAUAUCAGCUAUUGUUGCUAUUUUUUGCAUUUUUGGCGCGAAUUUGUUUAUAACAAAUGAACGGAGCAAGAAAGUCAAAGUGUCUGAAAACUGUACGCCUGGGCGACCUGCUCUAUGAUGAACAGAAGAGGCUGCUGAUGCUGUGCCGCAGCUGCGAGCAUUAUUUUCUCACAUUUCAAAUGUUCCAAAAACAUUUGGCCGAUUGCUCUGGCGUUAAACAUGUUGUGAAUUGCACUGAUCCACUCAGCUACGUCGAGGACAAGCGUGAGACGAGAUUAACGAAUGGUAGACAGGAGCUCCAUAUUUACAACAUUGAAGAUGUGAACAGCAGUGCCAUUGACUGGGAGGCAGAAUUGGAGGAUCCACGCUGGUACGACGACGAGACGCGCUUAUCCGCGCACUCUAAACCAAAGACAUCGCAUUCCAAAGAGAAUGUGGUGGGGAAAAAGCAAUUGGUCAUUGAGAAGAACAAGAACCCCCAGAUAGCCACAACGAAGACAGUACGGCGACGGCAAAGCCCCAGUCAAACACAUCCAGCCAAAAGAAUUAACACAGAGGCUCUCAGUGUUCCGUGCCAUACACAUCCAGCCAAAAGGAUGAACACAGAGGCUCUCAGUGUACCCCGUGUGAUGGAGAACUUAAAGCGUUUGGUGGCCACUGACACCGAAGUCCAGCCCUCUCCAGCAGCUGCCAACGGUGGUGAAGGAACCACCAAAGAAGCAACCACCAACACCACCCAACAGAUACUCAGUAAACUGCGAGCAUGUGGGGUCGAUGUGAAACGUUCCAAAACUCAAGUGAUUCCCACUCCAACAUUAGACCCCAAUCUGGAGAAAAAACAAAAAACCCUCGAAAUUAUGCGUAAAUUGCAAUCAAAAGGAAUCCAGUGCACCAAAAUAAAAGGUGAAUGCAAUGCACCAAGUACAACAGAGCAAUUGUCUACUCAAAGACUAAGAGGCGAAUAUCCUGAGCCAACAGAAAAAUCCAAUCCAAAACAAAUUGCAAAGGAAUACAAUGCACAAACAAUAACAGAUGCGCCGUGUUCGAUCAGAGCAGAAUCGACUAUACCAAAAAUUAAAAAGGGUUACAAUGCACCAAAAAUAAAAAAGAUAUCGUAUGCGCCAUAGCACAAAACACAAACUAGUGAGUGCUCUUAGUUUAAUGCUAGUUGUGUCUAAGGUAUUGUAUUAUAAGAAGCUGCUGCCUUUGUAGGCUAAACAUUGUAUAUAACAUUGUACAUUACAUCCAUUUCGUGGUAUACAUAUAAUGGGAUAUUUAAUACACUUUAUUGGGCACUGGGG